UGGUCUUCAAGAGCCUUGACAAAAAGAACGAUGGUCGCAUAGAUUCACAGGAGAUCAUGCAGUCACUAAGAGACCUCGAGGUUCAUAUAUCUGAGGAACAGGCUGAAAAGAUCCUCAAGAGUAUGGAUAAAAACGGUACGAUGACUAUUGAUUGGAAUGAAUGGAGAGAUUACCAUCUGCUUCAUCCUGCUGACAACAUUCCUGAAAUCAUCCUCUACUGGAAACACUCUACGAUAUUUGAUGUAGGGGAAAGUAUGUUGGUCCCUGAUGAGUUUACGGCAGAGGAGAAGAAAACGGGGAUGUUGUGGCGACACCUGGUAGCAGGAGGUGGAGCUGGUGCAGUGUCCCGUACCUGCACCGCACCCCUGGACCGCCUUAAGGUUCUCAUGCAGGUAUGAG
Molecule: messenger RNA, 399 nt
Organism: Sinocyclocheilus anshuiensis
Lineage: Eukaryota; Metazoa; Chordata; Actinopteri; Cypriniformes; Cyprinidae
Product: calcium-binding mitochondrial carrier protein SCaMC-2-B-like
Exons: 4
Coding region: 57-398 (113 amino acids)
Biological process (GO): transmembrane transport
Molecular function (GO): calcium ion binding
Source: RefSeq, a predicted model, not a curated record